AUGAAUUUGGCUUCGCCGGGAUUAUCGAUUCCGUAUAAUAUCCAUAUUCAACAAGUAGUCGAACAUUUUACACCAUUUCAAGCUGCUCCGUAUCCAUAUCAAAAUUACAGCGAAAUGUUUGAUGGCAGACUCGGUCUGGGAGUGAAUCUGCUUCCUCCACCUCCACCUUCAUUUCAAAAUAUGGGACCCUAUGCACAAGUUCGAAUGGAUUUAAUUCGUGCCGAACAAUGGAGACAACAACAGCAGGAACAAUACUAUCCACCUCCGUUUAACGCUAAUGAACAAUUUUACUAA
Molecule: messenger RNA, 294 nt
Organism: Didymodactylos carnosus
Lineage: Eukaryota; Metazoa; Rotifera; Eurotatoria; Philodinida; Philodinidae
Source: the annotation of a GenBank genome assembly